Staurois parvus is the source of this 450-nucleotide messenger RNA. Lineage: Eukaryota; Metazoa; Chordata; Amphibia; Anura; Ranidae. The record is from the annotation of a GenBank genome assembly.
CGGAUAUAGUGAGUGCGGGGUCCGGGGAGACCGGAUAUAGUGAGUGCGGGGUCCGGGGAGACCGGAUAUAGUGAAACCGGAUAUAGUGAAUGCAGGGUCCCGGGCAGACCGGAUAUAGUGAAUGCAGGGUCCGGGCAGACCGGAUAUAGUGAAUGCAGGGUCCGGGCAGACCGGAUAUAGUGAAUGCAGGGUCCGGGCAGACCGGAUAUAGUGAAUGCAGGGUCCGGGGCAGAGACCGGAUAGUGAAUGCAGGGUCCGGGCAGACCGGAUAUAGUGAAUGCAGGGUCCGGGGCAGACCGGAUAUAGUGAAUGCAGGGUCCGGGGCAGACCGGAUAUAGUGAAUGCAGGGUCCGGGCAGACCGGAUAUAGUGAAUGCAGGGUCCGGGGAGACCGGAUAUAGUGAAUGCAGGGUCCGGGGGAGACCGGAUAUAGUGAAUGCAGGCUCCUGGG